Physeter macrocephalus (sperm whale) is the source of this 6076-nucleotide messenger RNA. RefSeq names its product adhesion G protein-coupled receptor L1 (gene ADGRL1). Gene Ontology annotation, cellular component: plasma membrane; axon; presynaptic membrane. The transcript has 23 exons. Gene Ontology annotation, biological process: adenylate cyclase-activating G protein-coupled receptor signaling pathway; heterophilic cell-cell adhesion; cell surface receptor signaling pathway. The record is from RefSeq and is a predicted model, not a curated record. Bases 92 to 4513 code for a protein of 1473 amino acids. Gene Ontology annotation, molecular function: carbohydrate binding; G protein-coupled receptor activity; latrotoxin receptor activity. NCBI's taxonomy places the organism in Eukaryota, Metazoa, Chordata, Mammalia, Artiodactyla, Physeteridae.
GGUGGGCCAGGCCGUGGUACCCACCUGGUGAUGCGGGGCGAGGCCGCCUGCACAGGCCACUGAGAGCCCCGAACGCGCCCCAGCCGCCACCAUGGCCCGCCUGGCCGCCGUGCUCUGGAGUCUCUGCAUCACUGCCGUCCUGGUUACCUCGGCCACCCAAGGCCUGAGCCGGGCCGGGCUCCCAUUCGGGCUGAUGCGGCGAGAGCUGGCAUGUGAAGGCUACCCCAUCGAGCUGCGGUGCCCAGGCAGCGACGUCAUCAUGGUGGAGAACGCCAACUAUGGGCGCACAGAUGACAAGAUCUGCGACGCUGACCCUUUCCAGAUGGAGAACGUGCAGUGCUAUCUGCCAGAUGCCUUCAAGAUCAUGUCCCAGAGGUGUAACAACCGCACCCAGUGCGUGGUGGUCGCUGGCUCCGACGCCUUUCCCGACCCCUGUCCCGGGACCUACAAGUACCUGGAGGUGCAGUACGACUGUGUCCCCUACAAAGUGGAGCAGAAAGUCUUCGUGUGCCCAGGGACUCUGCAGAAGGUGCUGGACCCCACCUCGACACACGAGUCAGAGCACCAGUCUGGCGCAUGGUGCAAGGACCCACUGCAGGCGGGUGACCGCAUCUACGUCAUGCCCUGGAUCCCCUACCGCACGGACACGCUGACCGAGUACGCCUCAUGGGAGGACUACGUGGCAGCGCGCCACACCACCACCUACCGCCUGCCCAACCGUGUGGAUGGCACGGGCUUCGUGGUCUAUGAUGGCGCCGUCUUCUACAACAAGGAGCGCACGCGCAACAUCGUCAAGUACGACCUGCGCACGCGCAUCAAGAGCGGGGAGACGGUCAUCAACACGGCCAAUUACCACGAUACCUCGCCCUACCGCUGGGGGGGCAAGACCGACAUCGACCUGGCCGUGGACGAGAACGGGCUGUGGGUCAUCUACGCCACCGAGGGCAACAACGGGCGGCUGGUGGUGAGCCAGCUCAACCCCUACACGCUGCGCUUCGAGGGCACGUGGGAGACCGGCUACGACAAGCGCUCGGCGUCCAACGCCUUCAUGGUGUGCGGUGUCCUCUACGUGCUGCGUUCCGUGUACGUGGAUGACGACAGCGAGGCGGCCGGCAACCGCGUGGACUACGCCUUCAACACCAACGCCAACCGCGAGGAGCCUGUCAGCCUGGCCUUCCCCAACCCCUACCAGUUCGUCUCUUCCGUUGACUAUAACCCUCGUGACAACCAGCUGUAUGUCUGGAACAACUAUUUUGUGGUGCGCUAUAGCCUGGAGUUCGGGCCACCCGACCCCAGUGCUGGCCCAGCCACUUCGCCACCCCUCAGCACGACCACCACGGCCCGGCCCACACCCCUGACCAGCACAGCCUCGCCUGCGGCCACCACCCCACUCCGCCGGGCGCCCCUCACCACGCACCCCGUGGGUGCCAUCAACCAGCUGGGACCUGACCUACCUCCAGCCACUGCCCCCGCCCCCAGCACCCGGCGGCCCCCCGCCCCCAAUCUGCAUGUGUCCCCGGAGCUCUUCUGUGAACCUCGAGAGGUGCGGCGGGUCCAGUGGCCGGCCACCCAGCAGGGCAUGCUGGUGGAGAGGCCCUGCCCCAAGGGGACUCGAGGAAUUGCCUCCUUCCAGUGUCUACCAGCCCUGGGGCUCUGGAACCCCCGGGGCCCUGACCUCAGCAACUGCACCUCCCCCUGGGUCAACCAGGUGGCCCAGAAGAUCAAGAGCGGGGAGAACGCAGCCAACAUUGCCAGUGAGCUGGCCCGCCACACCCGGGGCUCCAUCUAUGCGGGUGAUGUGUCCUCCUCUGUGAAGCUGAUGGAGCAACUGCUGGACAUCCUGGAUGCCCAGCUGCAGGCCCUGCGGCCCAUCGAGCGCGAGUCAGCCGGCAAGAACUACAACAAGAUGCAUAAGCGAGAGAGAACCUGUAAGGACUACAUCAAGGCCGUGGUAGAGACGGUGGACAACCUGCUGCGGCCAGAGGCUCUUGAGUCCUGGAAGGACAUGAAUGCCACCGAGCAGGUGCACACGGCCACCAUGCUCCUGGACGUCCUAGAGGAGGGCGCCUUCCUGCUGGCCGACAAUGUCAGGGAGCCUGCCCGCUUCCUGGCCGCCAAGCAGAAUGUGGUCCUCGAGGUCACAGUCCUGAACACAGAGGGUCAAGUGCAAGAGCUGGUGUUCCCCCAGGAGUACCCGAGCGAGAACUCGAUCCAGCUGUCCGCCAACACCAUCAAGCAGAACAGCCGCAACGGAGUGGUCAAAGUUGUCUUCAUCCUCUACAACAACCUGGGCCUCUUCCUGUCCACCGAGAAUGCCACGGUGAAGCUGGCAGGUGAAGCGGGCGCGGGGAGCCUGGGGGGCGCCUCCCUGGUGGUGAACUCCCAGGUCAUCGCAGCGUCCAUCAACAAGGAGUCCAGCCGAGUUUUCCUCAUGGACCCUGUCAUCUUCACUGUGGCCCACCUGGAGGCCAAGAACCACUUCAAUGCUAACUGCUCCUUCUGGAACUACUCGGAGCGUUCCAUGCUGGGCUACUGGUCAACCCAGGGCUGCCGCCUGGUGGAGUCCAACAAGACCCACACCACGUGUGCCUGCAGCCACCUCACCAACUUUGCCGUGCUCAUGGCUCACCGCGAGAUCUACCAGGGCCGCAUCAACGAGCUACUGCUGUCAGUCAUCACCUGGGUGGGCAUCGUCAUCUCCCUGGUCUGCCUGGCAAUCUGUAUCUCCACUUUCUGCUUCCUACGGGGACUGCAGACUGACCGAAACACCAUCCACAAGAACCUGUGCAUCAACCUCUUCCUGGCUGAGCUGCUCUUCCUGGUUGGGAUAGACAAGACUCAGUAUGAGAUUGCCUGCCCCAUCUUCGCUGGCUUGCUGCACUACUUCUUCCUGGCUGCCUUCUCCUGGCUGUGCCUGGAGGGCGUGCACCUCUACCUGCUUCUGGUGGAGGUGUUUGAGAGCGAGUACUCCCGCACCAAAUACUACUACCUGGGCGGGUACUGCUUCCCAGCCCUGGUGGUGGGCAUCGCAGCCGCCAUCGACUACCGCAGCUACGGCACCGAGAAGGCCUGCUGGCUCCGAGUGGACAACUAUUUCAUUUGGAGCUUCAUUGGGCCCGUCUCCUUUGUUAUCGUGGUGAACCUGGUGUUCCUCAUGGUGACUCUGCACAAGAUGAUCCGGAGCUCAUCCGUGCUCAAGCCCGAUUCCAGUCGCCUCGACAACAUUAAAUCCUGGGCCCUGGGGGCCAUUGCGCUGCUCUUCCUGCUGGGCCUCACCUGGGCUUUUGGCCUCCUCUUCAUCAAUAAGGAGUCGGUGGUCAUGGCCUAUCUCUUCACCACCUUCAACGCCUUCCAGGGGGUCUUCAUCUUCGUCUUUCACUGCGCCUUACAGAAGAAGGUGCAUAAGGAGUACAGCAAGUGCCUGCGUCACUCCUACUGCUGCAUUCGCUCCCCGCCCGGGGGCGCUCACGGCUCGCUCAAGACCUCAGCUAUGCGGAGCAACACCCGCUACUACACGGGGACCCAGAGCCGUAUCCGGAGGAUGUGGAACGACACCGUGAGGAAACAGACGGAAUCCUCUUUCAUGGCGGGCGACAUCAACAGCACACCCACCCUGAACCGAGGUACCAUGGGGAACCAUCUGCUGACCAACCCUGUGCUGCAGCCCCGUGGGGGCACCAGCCCCUACAACACUCUCAUUGCCGAGUCAGUGGGCUUCAAUCCUUCCUCACCCGCCGUCUUCAACUCCCCAGGGAGCUACCGGGAACCCAAGCACCCCUUGGGAGGCCGAGAAGCCUGCGGCAUGGACACGCUGCCCCUCAACGGCAACUUCAACAACAGUUACUCCUUGCGAAGCGGGGACUUCCCUCCAGGGGAUGGGGCCCCCGAGCCACCUCGAGGCCGGAACCUGGCCGACGCUGCCGCCUUCGAGAAGAUGAUCAUCUCGGAGCUGGUGCACAACAACCUUCGGGGUGGCAGCAGCGGAGCCAGGGGCCCUCCACCGCCCGAGCCCCCCGUGCCGCCAGUGCCAGGGGGCAGCGGCGAGGAAGAGGCAGGCGGGCCCGGGGGUGCUGACCGGGCAGAGAUCGAACUUCUCUACAAGGCCCUGGAGGAGCCACUGCUUCUGCCCCGGGCCCAGUCGGUGCUGUACCAGAGCGAUCUGGACGAGUCGGAGAGCUGCACAGCGGAGGACGGGGCCACCAGCCGGCCCCUCUCCUCCCCUCCGGGCCGGGACUCCCUCUACGCCAGCGGGGCCAACCUGCGGGACUCGCCCUCCUACCCGGACAGCAGCCCCGAGGGGCCCAGUGAGGCCCUGCCCCCACCCCCACCCGCACCCCCUGGCCCCCCCGAAAUCUACUACACCUCGCGCCCACCGGCCCUGGUGGCCCGGAACCCCCUGCAGGGCUACUACCAGGUGCGGCGGCCCAGCCACGAGGGCUACCUGGCGGCCCCAGGCCUCGAGGGGCCAGGGCCCGAUGGGGAUGGGCAGAUGCAACUGGUUACCAGUCUCUGAGGGACCUCACGGACCAGGGGCUGGUGUCCCAGGCCGGGGAUUGAACCCUGGGUAGGGCUCUGGUGGGAGAGGGAGGCUGAUGGAGACUGGCUGCUGGGCCACUCUCUCCAGGUGCCCCUUGGCCAUGGGCCCUCCAGGCCCCUCGGGAGCUCUGCUCUGGGGGCCCGAGGUGCAGGGUUCACAGACAGGGUUUCCCACCAGCCGUGUGCACCAGCUCAGUCUGGGGCAAGUGCAGUGAGGAACCAGGAGGUCCCCAGGGGAGUGAGGAAGGAGAAAUUGGAAGGGUGCAGCCCACUCUUGACUUCCCCCUCCCACCCCCUACUCUUCCUACUCCCUGGAGGGAAGUGAGGGCUCUGGUUUCCCUGAGUCAAAGGCCCUGCUGGAUGGAACCCGUCAGCUGCUCCUCUCUUUGCAGCCAGAGUGCUGCCAGUUGCACCGGGAUGGAGCAGUGGGGACAGGACAGAUGGACAGGUUCCUCUGCACUACAGUUCCCUGCUCCACGGAGACUGGGGCCUCUGGCCGGGGAGAGAGCCCUAGCGGGGGAAAAAGCCCCAGGGCAAGAGCAAUGGGCGGUUGUGGCUGGUGGUUUAAAGGUGGAACUUUCUCCGAAGCUCCUUCUCUCUGCUCUUCGUCCCAGCCUUCCCAGCAAGCCUGCCCCCUCAGCCCUCCUUGAGUGCACCCAAUGACCCCCUCCCUUGGGGUGACUCCUGAUGAAGCACAACUCCCCGCAGGGCCCCCAGCCCACAGGGGUGGCCAUAUUUGAGCAGUUCCCAGUCCUGUGGGCUUGGCUAUUUGGGGAGCAGAUUUUGGGUCUGGAUCUCCCUGGGGAGUGGGUCCUGGGCUUGGAUCUUUCCCUAGGGGGCCCUCUUACCCCUUCCCUCUCUCCUCUUCCUCCAUCCCCAUUGCUGUAAAUAUUUCAAUGAAAUGGAAAAGGAAAGAAAAAAAAAAAAAAAAAGACAAAGAAAGGAAGAAAAUCUCAUCACUUGAAGCCACCAGGAGCCUGCGGCCCGGCCAGCCCGGGAUUUCUCCGGAGCAGAGCUGCGCCGCUGGGCCCUGGCAGCCAGGACUUCUCUGUGUACGUGUGCAUCCCCAGCCGGGUGGGCGGGCCGCCAGAGCAGCUUUUUACAAUCCAGAGACAGAAAACAAAAUCUAGAAGCAACAUCAAAACAAAGAACCCGUUUCCUUUCCGGCACCCGGCACCCGUUUCUGUCGCCUCCUUCCCUGAUCUGCCUCUCCCUGGCAUCAGUCAGCCCUCCUGGGGCGUGUACCUCACUGCCUGCCCCAGGACUUGGGGCCUGUCUCCCCGUCCCCUCCCCACUGGCCCAGGGGAGGCACCCUCACGCCCAAAGAUGCUUUUGCCAAGGUGGCUGCGCUGUCCCUUGGAGUUCCUGCUUCUUGUACAUUGCUUCUGGGACUCGGCCUGGGAGGAAGGGGCUGAUUUCCCGCCUGCAGAGGUUGAGAGGGGAAGGAAAAUGAGGGCAGCAGGGUUUGACAGAUGACUGAGGAGGGAGGGCUGGGAACGGUGAGGCAGUUCUCCUUCACGGGAUGGGGAGGCCAGAGGUG